This is a messenger RNA of Penicillium odoratum, 1686 nucleotides long. Its product is annotated as cytochrome P450. The transcript has 3 exons. NCBI's taxonomy places the organism in Eukaryota, Fungi, Ascomycota, Eurotiomycetes, Eurotiales, Aspergillaceae. The coding region runs from base 1 to 1686 and encodes 561 amino acids. Gene Ontology annotation, molecular function: monooxygenase activity; oxidoreductase activity, acting on paired donors, with incorporation or reduction of molecular oxygen; iron ion binding. The record is from RefSeq and is a predicted model, not a curated record.
AUGGAAGGUGCCACCAAAGAAUGGGGGACGCUUGCGAGCCGUACGGCUGUGGGCAUUGCAACCAUCUGCCUCACGACCCUCUUUUACAAGCUCAUCAAAAUGCGACUAAUUUUCUACCGUCUAAGAAAGCAAGGAUUUCCGACUCCUUCCUGGAAUCCAGUCCUGGGAAAUCUCGCCGUGAUGGCGGGGCUCCACAAGAAAGGGCCAAGUGAUGUUCGCCAAGCCGACUUAUUUGCCCACUUUGCAGCAGAGACAAAAGGCCUCGAUACUGGCUUCUAUGUCGAUGUUUGGCCUUUUAACGAGCCUAUGUUAAUUGUGACAUCACCCGCCAUGGCGAUCGACGCAUGCCAGACCUAUGAUCUACCGAAGCCAAAGGCCCUUCAACCAUUUAUCAAUCCAAUGGCGGGUGGCUCGGAUAACCUAUUCGUCACGAAUGGUGCCCGUUGGAAACACGCCAGAGAACUGUUCAACCAUGGAUUCAGCAUGGCUGCUUCAUUGAGUCAUAUGACAUGCAUCCUAGAAGAGGCCAAGGUCUACGUCCAAUUGCUCAAGGGCCAUGCCAAAGCAGGGGAUACCUUCCUACUAGAUCCACUGACCUGUCGCUAUUCUAUGGAUAUCAUCGGAAAUAUCACCUUGAACACACGCUUUAGGUUCCAGGAGCAACACAACCCAAUUGCUGCAGCAAUGCGAGACACAAUUGAAUGGGAGUGCGGUAUCGAGACAGGCACUUUCUUUGAACGCUGGAGUCCGCUUCGAUUCUACAGACAGUGGCAGAAUUCACGCACUAUGAACCAUCUUAUCGGAAUAGAGCUUGAAAAGCGAUAUCAAGAAUGGAGGGAAAUCGAUCAAAUCAAGCCAUCGACUUCUCGCCCCAGGUCGAUCAUCGACAUUGUUCUUGCCGAGUAUAUGAAAACCAGACCACAGGAACAGACAUUCCAUCCUGGAUCUCAAAAAGCCCAACUUGACCCAGAAUUCAAAAAAUGGGCCACUAUUCAAACCCGCCUAUUUUUAUUCGUUGGCCACGAUUCCGAAGCAGCGACUAUAAUUUAUUCUCUGUAUCUUCUAUCCAAGCACCCCGAGAUGCUCGCCAAAGUUCGCAAGGAACAUGAUAUUGUUUUUGGUACUGGUGCAUCAAGCGCGUAUGAAGCUCUUAUGGAACACCCUGAGAUGAUAAAUCGACUUCCAUACACCCAUGCCGUUAUCAAGGAAACUCUUCGGCUGUUUGCACCCGCGAACGGUCUCAGAGACGGCAUGCCUAACGUUUCUCUCCGCGAUGAACAUGGGAGAUCCUUCCCCACUGAAGGGUUUGCGAUUUGGAUCGUGCACCCUGCCGUUCAUCGCAACCCAGCCUUCUGGCCUCAGCCACACGAUUUUAUCCCGGACCGCUGGCUUGUCGAAAAGGGUCAUCCCUUGUACCCUCCAGCUGGAGGAUGGAGAGCGUUUGAGCAUGGUCAACGACAGUGCAUUGGUCAGAAUAUCUCUCUCAUGGGUAUCAAGGCUACGCUUGCUAUGGUUGUGCGUCAAUUCGACUUCCACGACGCUUAUGCCGAAUAUGAUUCUUUGAAUCCAUCCACCGGCAAGAAGACGAUGUUUGGUGAACGUGUCUAUAUGAUUCAAAAGGGAUCGGGCCAUCCGGCCCAGGGAUUCCCUUGCAAAGUCACUAUUCGUGAUGUCUCCUCGCAAUGA